This is a messenger RNA of Centropristis striata (black sea bass), 1253 nucleotides long. RefSeq names its product trace amine-associated receptor 13c-like. Lineage: Eukaryota; Metazoa; Chordata; Actinopteri; Perciformes; Serranidae. Gene Ontology annotation, cellular component: membrane. Gene Ontology annotation, biological process: G protein-coupled receptor signaling pathway. Bases 1 to 984 code for a protein of 327 amino acids. The transcript is spliced from 2 exons. Gene Ontology annotation, molecular function: trace-amine receptor activity. The record is from RefSeq and is a predicted model, not a curated record.
AUGGAAGAAGCUGAACUCUGCUUUCCACAAAUCAACACCUCCUGCAGGAAGCUGAGUCACCCUCACCUAGAGGCCUCGCUCAUUUACACUCUGCUGUCAUGCAUCUCUCUGCUCACUGUGUUCCUCAAUCUGCUGGUCAUCGUCUCCAUCUCACACUUCAGGCAGCUCAACACCCCCACCAAGCUCCUCCUCCUCUCUCUGGCUGUCUCAGACUUCCUGGUGGGUUUCCUGCAGAUGCCAGUUGAAAUCAUCCUUUAUGAUGGCUGCUGGAUCCUGGGUGACCUCAUGUGUGCUGUGACCUCCUUUUUAGGCGCCCUCAUUGUCAGUGUCUCGGUAGGAAACAUGGUGCUCAUAUCAGUUGACCGCUACAUAGCUAUUUGUGACCCCAUGUUUUACUCCACCAAAGUCACUCCGCAAAGAGUCCAGCGGUGCAUUUGUCUGUGUUGGAUCAUUUCUGGUUUGCACAACAGCUGGUUGCUGAGAGAUUUACUGAAACAACCAGGCAGGUAUAACUCCUGUUAUGGAGACUGUGCAAUUGUUAUUAAUUAUGUUGAAGGGGCUGUUGACCUUGUUCUUUCCUUUUUCGGCCCCAUUCUUGUCAUAAUAGUUCUGUAUAUGAGAGUGUUUGUGGUGGCUGUGUCUCAGGCUCGAGCCAUGAGGUCUCAUAUUGCAGCUGUCAAACUGCAGGACUCAAAGACAAUAACUGUGAAGAAAUCUGAGCUGAAAGCAGCCAGGACUCUUGGUGUUGUUGUAGUUGUGUUCCUUCUGUGUUCCUUACCGUAUUAUUGUUUCAGUGUUGCAGCUGAGGACAACUUGGUAGGGUCAGCGUCUGCUGCCGUUCAGAUUUGGAUGUUGUAUUUAAACUCGUGUAUAAACCCUGUGAUCUAUGUCUUCUUCUACCCCUGGUUUAAAAAAUCUAUUAAAAUCAUUGUUACACUCCAAAUCCUGCAGCCCCGCUCCUCCGAGACCAACAUGCUGGAGUGAGAGAGAUGUGAUGGAGUGACCAUUCUUUAUACAACCUAAAAUCAGGACAACCAAGUUAUAUUAACAAAAAUAAAUGGCAGUAUGUUCAUAGAAUUCAAUGUAAAAAAAAAAUUGUUUCAUGACUAUGUAGAGUACAAAUAAUAUUAAACACUGUAAUGGAAACUGUUAUAUAAAUUGAGUCAUCAAUACUUUCCACCACAUAUAUCAUCAUUUACUACAUGAAUUAUAUAAAAAGUUCUAUGUUUUCCUGUGAUUGUAGUGUGUCACAU